Acanthoscelides obtectus is the source of this 804-nucleotide messenger RNA. NCBI's taxonomy places the organism in Eukaryota, Metazoa, Arthropoda, Insecta, Coleoptera, Chrysomelidae. The record is from the annotation of a GenBank genome assembly.
AUGGAUGCAAUAUAUGUCUAUUUGAAAGACUAUGUAAAGCUACCACAGAACUAUCAAGGAUGGCAAAAGAUAGAAGCAGGCUGCUUCAGAACUAGAUGGAAUUUUCCUGGUUGCUAUGGCGCCAUGGAUGGGAAGCAUGUAUUGAUUCAAGCACCUCCGAACUGUGGAAGUGAAUUCUUCAAUUUUAACGGCACGAAUAGUGUUGUGCUUAUGGCUGUUGUUGACCAUGACUACUGUUUCCGUUAUGUUAAUAUCGGAGCAGAUGGAAGAAACUCGGACAGUGGAAUUUUCAGAAAUAGCGCAUUAUAUAGCGAUCUUGAAAACAAUAUGCUACCAACAGGUGGUUUUUUAGUUGGUGAUAAUGCUUUUGCACUGAAGACAUAUUUAUUGAAACCAUACAGUGGCUCAAACCUCACAAGAGUACAAAAAAUGUUUAACUAUCGAUUAUCCAGAGCACGCAGAAUAGUCGAAAAUGCAUUUGGCAUCCUAAAAAGCAGAUUUAGAAUAUUUCAAAAACCUAUACCAACUGACGACAACACAACCGAUAAGAUUAUUCGAGCCUCAUGUGCUCUCCAUAAUUGGUUGCGCCUAACAAGUCCCAGUUGUUACUUUCCAAAGGAUUGCGUGGGCGUAGAAGAUAUUGUUGAGGAGACUUGGAGACAAGAACUCAUAGCCACCUUGCCAUCUAUCACCGAUCACACUACCAAUAAUUCACCACGAAUAGCAAGAAAUCUCAGAGACAAGUAUGCCGAAUACUUUAGUGAAGCAGGUGCUGUUGUAUGGCCAGAUACAAUGAUUUCAUAG